Molecule: messenger RNA, 576 nt
Organism: Peniophora sp. CBMAI 1063
Lineage: Eukaryota; Fungi; Basidiomycota; Agaricomycetes; Russulales; Peniophoraceae
Source: the annotation of a GenBank genome assembly
AUGGACACCGAGACCGCAGGCAAUCGCUCUCUAAAGGUCACCUCGGAGUCUUGUCCUAACUUACUUGCGGGUGAAAGGUUUGUAUCCAUGGAUUAUGUUCUUGCACGGGCUAUACGUGCUUCCGUGGGUACACUGGAUCAGGAAGGGGACGACGGUGUGAAGAGGAGGGAGGACUCGCAGAACGGCUCUUGCUCGCGCUUCUCGGCUAUGAUGGUCGAUCAUAAGGGAGACUUGCCGUCCCGGGAGAUCCUGUGUGAAGGAUGCCGUACCCCGUUUAAAGAUCUUCAAGAGCGCGAUUAUGUCUCUCGCGCGUUCAGCGGGGUUUAUCUGAGCUACGAUAUUGACGCGAGCUUCAGACUCAAGCAUAUGCCGGUAGACUUUCAGGGAUGGAAGGAUGAGCAGGAGGUCGCGCGCAUGGCAGCGUACGGUGGCGAGAGGUCACUUGGGCAUACUUGCCUUGGGCCGGACAGACAUUCUUGCUCUAGACCUGAUUUGGGGGUAGGAGAGGAAACGGGCGACGAUAAUGGGUACGAGAGCGACGUUCCGCCGCUGAUCGUCUUCUCCGAUGACGAGUAG